Molecule: messenger RNA, 903 nt
Organism: Centruroides sculpturatus (bark scorpion)
Lineage: Eukaryota; Metazoa; Arthropoda; Arachnida; Scorpiones; Buthidae
Product: protocadherin Fat 4-like
Exons: 5
Biological process (GO): homophilic cell-cell adhesion
Cellular component (GO): plasma membrane
Molecular function (GO): calcium ion binding
Source: RefSeq, a predicted model, not a curated record
GCAUAUGAUCGAGAUGAUGGUUCUAAUGCUAUAAUCAAGUACAAUAUUGUGGGUGGAAAUGAAGAAAAGUUGUUUGAUAUUGAUGAAGAUACUGGUGUAGUCUUUUCAGUAGAAAAAUUAAAUUUUGAAAGACAGACUGAAUAUGCACUACAUAUAGCUGCUCGGAAUGUACUGCCGUUUCAAGGGCCAAAAGCUUCAAAACUGGCAAAUCCUUUCGUUAGACUAAUCAUUAAAGUUCAGGAUGUUAAUGAUGAAUUAGUUGUGUUUUUAAAACCAAGUUAUGAAUAUAAAAUUAAAGAAAAUACAACAAGAAGUGUCACUGUGGGUUAUGUAAAUGCUAGUAAUCCCCAUAGAGAACCAUUAGACCAAGAUAUAACUUAUUGGAUUGGUGAAGGAAACUCUGAAGGAAAAUUUUGGAUUAAUCCAAGUAGUGGAGAACUAAUUCUGAUGGAUAGAGUAGAUAGAGAUCCUCCUGAAAAUCAAGAGUUUUUCAAAUUAAGGAUUUUUGCAAGAGAUCUCCUAUCAAGAAAUCAAUUUAACACAACAGUUCCAGUAACUAUAUUUGUUGAAGAUAUAAAUGACAAUGCACCUACAUUUGAUGAAGAAAAAUACGUAUUGGAAUUGCCUGAGAAUUUACCUAUUGGUACACAACUUCCUGGAUUUUAUAAAGUGAAAGACAUUGACAGUGGAAAUAAUGGAAAAAUUGAAAAUUAUACUUUAGUUGGUUCAGAGGUUUUGGCUGUUGAGAAAAAACCAAAUGUUAAUCCAGAAGCUAAGAAAAGCACAACAACAGUAGAAAUACAUUUAUUAGAUGCCAAUGAUAAUAAUCCACAGUUUGUUCCUGAAAGCAUAUAUAAUUUUCAUGCUACAGAGCUUGAACUUCCUGGAACUAUUAUUGGCAAU